Messenger RNA from Asparagus officinalis (garden asparagus), 907 nucleotides. RefSeq lists its product as uncharacterized. The record is from RefSeq and is a predicted model, not a curated record. Bases 167 to 703 code for a protein of 178 amino acids. The transcript has 2 exons. NCBI's taxonomy places the organism in Eukaryota, Viridiplantae, Streptophyta, Magnoliopsida, Asparagales, Asparagaceae.
AUUAUUAUUCCCACUGAUAGAUUCUUCGAUUUUAGAUCGCCCAUGUCGAUGUGAACAUCGCCUUUGUCGUCCGCCUCCUCCUCAGUGCUCGUUUGAUCUCGUCUGCCCUCCUCAUUGCUCCUCCACCCUUUCUCCCUUCCUCGAGCGCCGAUUUCAGAACAUCGACAUGGGUGAUUCCUACACAAUUCAGAUAAGCUCCAACCUGGUCAACAAACUCGCCAGAGAUGGAGAGGGGCGAAAGAGAAGAACCAAGAAGUCCAAACCAAAGAUACCAGAAAUUCCAAAUAAAUCUGAGAAAGAGCCAACUCCAUCUCCUGCUGCACCUAAGACUGGGCCUAGCAGUGUAUGGCCAGUCCAAACCCCCGUGUUCAUGCCUGUGCCAGACCAAACUCCAGGGUCGGCAGCACUCACGGAGCUCGAAACCAUUAGAUCAAGAAUUCAAGAAAGUGAAAAUGUGGUGAAGAAAUUGGAACAGAAGGAGCUUAACAUGACUAAGGAGCUCAAUCAAAGAGCGAAGGAGCUUCGUGAUAAAGAGUUCAAGCUGCCUUAUCAGAAAUCGAUGCCCUGUGGUGCUGAAAGAGAGGCUUGCCUGCAAUGCUAUCAGGAAAAUUUGAAGCAGCCAUUACAAUGUGCGGAGGUGGUAAGAACGUUUAAUGACUGUGCUCGCCGAGCAAGGCAACAGCAAGUUAAUGGCAAAGUUUGACGAAUAAUUUGUUUACAACUGGAAAGCUAUGUUAUGCAGUCAUAAGAGCAAGUUAGUUUGUUAUUUGCAUGGAUUACUGUCUCUUGAGCAGAUGUCGCGGUAUUUCUGAUUUUGUGUAACAAUUUUUGAAAUGCAAUCACAUGAAUGUGAGUAACAUUGGCAAGAAUAUACAUGUGAUUUUCCCUUGUAGUAGGUUCCAGAUUA